Molecule: messenger RNA, 1454 nt
Organism: Bombus terrestris (buff-tailed bumblebee)
Lineage: Eukaryota; Metazoa; Arthropoda; Insecta; Hymenoptera; Apidae
Gene: Syx18
Product: syntaxin-18
Exons: 2
Coding region: 451-1422 (323 amino acids)
Biological process (GO): retrograde vesicle-mediated transport, Golgi to endoplasmic reticulum
Cellular component (GO): endoplasmic reticulum; SNARE complex
Source: RefSeq, a predicted model, not a curated record
AUAUGCAAAUAUAUUAAUUAUAUCGUAUACAAACAAUUGUGUGUAUAAAUUAUAAAUCAUUAUUUCAAAAAUCAUAAUACAAUUUGUUUCGUCAUUGAGGUAGUAAAUGAGACAAUUGCAAUGGCUUCAUUAUAGUAUUAUACACCUAUACAUAUUAAGUUAUUUAUUGCAUUAAUGGUUAAGCAUUGUGAUAUUUUACAGCAUAAUGCAAUGAACUUUAUAAAGUAAGGUAAACAAUUUUAUUGGGAUAUGAGACGACAUUUUCAUAUAUAAAUUUUCUAAAGUAUUAUACAUACCAAUUCCUGUAUGAUCCAAAAAUUACAAUUAGUUUUAUUUUAAACUUUGUCUUCUUCUAUUGAAUGCUAUAAAGCUGCUAUUGGUGAACGUAAAAUAAGAUAUUCUUUUUUUUUAUUAAAUAUAUGAAAAAGUUCAUUUAAACAACAAUUAAAAAUGGAUGUUAGUACACUAUUUAAAGUAAGCGUGCAAACUGUUAGUCUUCGUAACAAAGCAUUAGGAAUUAAUGAUAAUACACGGAACCUAAAAAGGGCAAAGAAUAAAAGUGCCUUUUUUAUUAAAGCUCAAGGUGUUGUUGCACAAAUUUCCAAAUUACGUGAAUUCCUAUUGGAGAACCGUAAAGCAUACCUAAAUUUUUCAAACUAUUUGUCAAAUGUACCAAGCAUGUCAGAUGGAGAUCGUGAUAAAAUUGAUAUUGGUGCACAAAAAAUAAUGAGUACCUGUUCCCAAUUAAUCAAGGAUUUAAGAAGAGAAAUAGCAGGUUCUGAAGUUUCUCCACAAAACUUAGAACACAGAGAAAUUAUGUUGUUAUUAAUUGAGGAUUACCUAAAGAAUGUUUGUAAGAUCUACUCAGAACAAAAAGCAAUACAAGUAAAGAGAGCGAUAGAAGUAAGAAAAAUUGCCAAACUAGAAUUGGAUACAAAGCCUAUCAAACAGAUACAACCUAAAGUGGAAAAACCUAGCUUAAACACAAAUGAAGCCGAAGAUAAGGAAAGUAAAAUUGAUUCUAAUAAAUCUAGUGCUAUGAAAAUACAAGAAAUGAAUGGUGAUGUAAAUGCACUGAUGUAUGAAGAAAAAAUAUCGCCUGAAGAUAUACAGACCUUAGAGGCAGAAAACAAGCAACUAUAUAAUGAACUUAACACAUUAACGGAAGAAGUGAAACAAAUAGAAAGUAAAGUUGUACAUAUAGCAGAACUUCAAGAAAUAUUCACAGAAAAAGUAUUGGAUCAAGACAAGGACUUAGAUCGUUUAAUGACGAAUGUCGUUGGAUCGACGGAAAACGUAAAAGAUGCUAAUGAGCAAAUUAGGCAAGCGAUUCAAAGGAAUGCUGGGCUUCGAGUGUGGAUUCUUUUCUUUCUUUUAGUUAUGUCAUUCUCUCUGUUAUUUCUCGAUUGGUAUAAUCCUUAAAAUAAAGAAGUGAAUGUGUUAUUUUAUUACAA